UAUCUCAGACCCUUCACACAUCUCUCUCAACUCUGUACACUACACAACCCAAAGUCCAGAAUGAAGUUAACCUAUUAUUGGAAUUUAUGUUUAAUUUUUUGCGGUGUCUUGAUGACGAUGGAAGUAGCAGCCAUACCUUUGCAAAUAGCGGUUAGAUCUAUGGAUUCGGUUAAGCCAGUGGAGAGAGCAUCCCCGAUCAUGCUACCUUCACAUAUUAGGCGCAGGCGCCAAGAAAGUUUAGAGGACUACCAGGUUUUGCAUUGUGUUUGUGACUUGGAUAUGAUGGGCCAUAACGGCUAUGUGGCUUAUUUACGCAGUCCUUGCGUUGAAGCUUACAACAAUCGGUACAGCUCUCAAGACGGCUACCAGAUGUACAGGACCCUCCAGACAGAAGCCUUUUUCUUUGGCCAGUACUAUGAGCGCCUCAAGCGUUACGAAAUCGACCCUCAUGUCUACGAUUAUGAGGUGUUAAAUUAAUAUUAAUAGUGCGAACAUCUGUAAAGAUCUUAGUUGAAGAAGGAAUAUGGUUGUUAGUAACCAAUGCAGAAUAGAUAAUUCUACUUAUUUUCAUAUAAACUAGCAGAUGACAUUUCUAGGAAGUGUACCUUUGGCCAAUCAGAAUGCAAAUAUUAACAAUAUCAUCAUUUCUUCUAAAAAUAUGAACCCAACAGAUUUAGCUGAAUCAAAGAAGCCCUCAACAUAGCGAAAAAUAUCACCACGUCUUACAAUCAUUAGACACAUGAUUCCCUGGCCUAAAGUGCUAAGAACCUGUAGUUAUCUUAGCCAUAUUAUCCUACCAAUGAGAAAACAUCUCCAGUCUACAUUAUCUGAAGGAUACUCAAGACCCCUUGCUGGAAAUGCUCAAAAUGACAGUGUAAAGGUAACCACUGCCCUUUUGGCCCUGAAGGAACUGAACUGAAGGAAUGUGAAAACACCUUGGAAUGCCCAACCGUAUCAUCUGGGUUUGGAACAACAAAUUCCCGCAUGAGGGAUUCUACAGAGAAUUAAAACAUAUCAGCAGGAGGGUUUCUUUCUUGGACAGUACUACGAGCUUUGAAAUGGAACCCAGAAGUUUUGAAUUAAAUCUACAUAAAUUUCCAAGUAUUCUUCGUAAGAAAACUGUUUUAAAUUCUAUUAAAACCUAUCAAAAUAAUGAUAUCUGUUUACCUAGCUUUUGCUAUGCUUAUCAUUUACAAACUUUCCCAUUAAAAAGU
Molecule: messenger RNA, 1214 nt
Organism: Drosophila eugracilis
Lineage: Eukaryota; Metazoa; Arthropoda; Insecta; Diptera; Drosophilidae
Exons: 2
Coding region: 61-477 (138 amino acids)
Source: RefSeq, a predicted model, not a curated record